This is a messenger RNA of Fulvia fulva, 873 nucleotides long. RefSeq names its product Kinesin light chain. Gene Ontology annotation, molecular function: protein binding. Lineage: Eukaryota; Fungi; Ascomycota; Dothideomycetes; Mycosphaerellales; Mycosphaerellaceae. Bases 1 to 873 code for a protein of 290 amino acids. The record is from RefSeq and is a predicted model, not a curated record. The transcript has a single exon.
AUGUCCUACGAGCAGGCGCGUAGAAUCAAUCCGGAGGCGACGAACAUUCUCGAUCAGUGGGCGUUCUUGCAUCAUGGAGACGUGUCAUAUGAGCUCAUUAGAACAUAUCCCGAGAUGUCCAAGCGGGAUCAGGAAGAGGGUGGCAUCGAGGACAUGCUCGACUUCGCGACGGAUGAACCUGCCUUCCAAGACUCGCUCGGUGUUCUUGCACAAUACUUCCUGGUCAACGCCAUCGAUGGCAGUGCCGGAUUCUCUAUUCACCCGGUUAUGCACCGAUGGACUCUGCAUAGAAUCGUGGACAACAAGGCCAGGGAAGCGUUGUGCGCAAGAGCGAUUCGGAUCGUGGCGAGGAGGGUACCGCUCGUGAGCGGUACUGGCCAGCAAAUUAGAGCUGAAGGGCUUCUGCCGCACGCGAGAGUAGUAGCUACUCGACUCGAAAAAGAGACCGGAGUGACUGGGGUGGAUUAUGACCUCUAUGUAAUGGCACACUUUGUGGCGCGAUGCGAGAGGUCGCAAACAGCAGAAUUCUUGUACCUACGAGCGCUGACAGAGAGCGAGGAGGCAUGGGGACCGGAGAAGGAGAUGACUCUCGGAAUCUGUAGCAACCUUGGCCUUCUCUACAGAAAUCAAGACAAGCUGCAGAAGGCGAAGGACGUGUGGCUACGAACGCUUGUAGGAAUGGAGAAGAAAUUAGGGCCGGAGAAUGCGACCACACUUCAAACCCUCGAUAGUCUUGGCGCUCUUUACGGACGGCAGGGUAAGCUGAAGGACGCGGAGGAUAUGUAUUUGCGAGCGCUGCGAGGGAAAGAGAAGGCAUUGGGGCAGAGUCAUGAUUCGACACUUAGAGCCGCUUGGAAUCUUUCUCUCCUAUAA